UCUGGAUGGAUAAGCUUUUAUAUCGACCGUUCCGCCCGCUAGCAGGAUUGAAUGGAUGGAUCGAAUUGGAAUUGUUGAAACUCGAAGGAAGGCUGGGCGCAAACCUUACUGGGCUUUUGCUUUGGUCUGUGCUGAGUUCACUUGGGCUUUUGUUGUUGUAUAGCAAAGCAACUGGCCGUCAGCGGCUGUCAUGAUUCUUCGAUUAGAAGCCUCUGGUUGAUUUGGUUACCGGAUUGGACUUUGGAUACAGGCUUCUGCAUCUAUCUUCAUUCUCCUUUCGUCCUUUCUCAUCUCGACAUCUUUGAAUAAAGUCACCAUGGCAAGCAUUGUUAGCCGUCCGCUCAACCGCUUGCGCAAGUCCGACGCCUACAAGCCUCUCCACGAACGAUGGGGCGACGUCACCAUCUCAGCUCCCACCGACGGGUCUUGGAACCAAUUCGACAAUCCCCAUCAGACGUCCCAUCGCACCCUAGGCUACGGUCCUGGCUUCGUCCCCGAGCACCCGCCCCGGGGCUCUGCCUCCCACGUCGAGGACCACGUUCCCUCGACGCGAUCGACUAGACAUGUCAACUCAUCCCGGCAAAGCACCUUCUCCAUGAGCACAUUGAACCCUCGUCGUCUGUCAGUGCGCCUCGCACCUCGCUCCAGGCAUGCAGUAGACAGCACGGGCCACGAACUCGCCGGCCCCGAGAGCAACCGGGCCAGUCGAACCGAGUUCGCAUAUAAGCCUAUCCAUCAAGACUAUCCGACCGAGGUGGCCGAGCACUCCGCGACGCACGACCAUCCCUCGCCUCGGUUUCGGUAUAUCCCCGCCACGCCGCGGUACGCAGAAGACAUGGGGAUGCCGUCGCCCUACUCAUCCUCCUCCUCGUCUACUUCCUUCUCCCGAUCGCGGGAGAGCGUGCGUCUCGGCGUCAACGUCGAUCGUCGCGACCGCGACAGACAGACCAUGUACUCUGACGACCUGAACGAGGAAGACGAGGACGAGUACUGCUCGCAUCGACCCGGUCGAUCAUCUUCUCGUCUCUCGAGGUCCGGAUACCGCAGUAGCUCGGAUUUCAGCCAGCGAGCGAGUUCCCUCUUCGGAGGGCGCAAUACCGGCGCUUCCUCGUCCGAGAAGAAGAGGUAUCGAUCCAGUACGAGGUACAUGACUACGGACAUGGUUCCUGAUGCGGAUGAGAUUUAUGGAUGAGAAAUAUCUUCUUGCGGGAGCUUUUAUGAUUUUUGUUUCGUUUGGAUUGCAUUUUGGCGGAUCUUUUUGUUUUUCUUUUUAAGCAUACCGGAGCCAGGGUUAGGCGUUGGCGGUUGAUUUAACGCACAUUGAUAAUGGGCCAUAUGAACAUAUGAAUGAGCUAUCAAGAGAUUAUGAAUACUAUGAAUAUGGACUACA
Messenger RNA from Aspergillus steynii IBT 23096, 1390 nucleotides. RefSeq lists its product as uncharacterized. Bases 317 to 1192 code for a protein of 291 amino acids. Lineage: Eukaryota; Fungi; Ascomycota; Eurotiomycetes; Eurotiales; Aspergillaceae. The record is from RefSeq and is a predicted model, not a curated record. The transcript has a single exon.